CCGUGAAAUGAGCGGAAGUGGAUGGAAACAAGCAGGCCAGACUGUCUGCGAGGAAAAAACACGUCGGUCGCAGGGGAGACAAACACUGCUCAGACAUCCACCGCUGCGGUCUGUCGGUUAAUCUGACACCCCGGAUGGUUUAGAAGUAGAAGACACAUCAGCAUGGGACACAUUUGGGAGCAUCUGUCGACGGCGGCCAAACUCCGGCUGCCACUUCUCGCCUUUCUCCUCUGCCUUGUUGUCUCCCUGGGCGACGCGAGGCUGCGCCGGGCACGGAGCGUCAGCUCCUCCACGGAGGACACGGUGGAAACUUACAGCAGAUACUACAAUUAUGACAACCUGACCCGACUUUUACAGUCUCUAGCCCUGCAAUACCCUCACAUAGCUAAACUGUCGAGCGUGGGUCAGUCCGUGGAGGGCAGGGAGCUCUGGGUGAUGCGGAUCACCAAGGACCCCGACACGGACUCACCGGGGAAGCCCAAAUUUAAAUACGUAGGGAACAUGCACGGCGAUGAAACCGUGUCCAGACAGGUGUUGGUGUACCUUGUGGAGUACCUGCUGGCUAACUACGGGAAUGAACCUCGUGUUUCUGAGCUGGUGGACACCACGGAUGUUUACAUCAUGCCCAGCAUGAACCCGGACGGCUUUGAGAGGUCCAGAGAGGGGGACUGCAAUGGCGACAACAUGGGACGAAACAACGCCAGAGACAAAGACCUCAACAGAAGUUUUCCUGACCAGUUUGUCAGCAAAAAUAUCAGUCAAGAUGAUAUCCCAGAGGUCGUGGCUGUGAUGAGGUGGAUUCAGCUGAAAAAAUUCGUGCUGUCCGGGAACCUUCAUGGCGGCACUGUGGUUGCCAGCUACCCUUUUGAUGACUCAGCCUCCCACCAGCAACAGGACCUCUACAGCAAGUCAGAGGACGACCGCCUGUUUCGCUACUUGGCCCUGGUGUAUUCCAAAAACCACCCUGUCAUGAAGACCGGUCAGCCAAACUGUCCCGGCGCCAAGGACGAAACUUUUAAAGACGGGAUCACCAAUGGGGCACAGUGGUAUGACGUGCCUGGAGGGAUGCAGGACUACAACUACCUCCAUGGAAACUGUCUGGAAAUCACCAUGGAGCUGAGCUGCUGCAAAUAUCCUCCUGCUUCUGAGCUCCAUAAGGAAUGGGACCUGAACAGGGAAUCUCUACUAGCCUACAUUGAAAAGGUCCAUAUAGGUGUCUGUGGCUACGUGAAAGAGGCUAUCAGCGGUGCUGCUCUCGCCAAUGCUAGCAUCAUGGUGGCCGGCAUUCGUCACAACCUGACCACAGGAACACAUGGAGAGUACUAUCGUCUUCUAGUUCCAGGAACAUACAACAUCACAGCUGUGGUUCCAGGGUACAAAUCAGUGACAAUCAACAGUGUUCAGGUCCUGGAAGGAAAGGCUGUAGAACAUAACUUUACCAUGUCACCUGUGGUCAGUGAGGGUGCAGAUAGCACUACUGUGCGUACAGAAUCCAUGACAUCCACCAGUGGUCCAAGCAUCCCCACCACAACUACAAACUCUCCUAACUCCACGGUGGUUCCCUCUGAGGAAAACAAGAGCAGCCCUCCCAUUCUUCCACCUGAACCUCAGCCCAUCCAGCCCCAAGAAUUUCGUCAUCACACCUACGUAGACAUGGAGCUGUUUUUGCGCAAGUACAGCAGCGAGUUCCCUUCUAUCGUCCACCUUUACUCAGUUGGCCGCUCUGUGGACGGCCAUGAGCUCUAUGUGAUGGCCAUUUCAGACAAUCCUGCAGUCCAUGAGCAUGGUGAGCCGGAGUUUAAGUAUAUAGGCAACAUGCACGGCAAUGAAGUGGUCGGACGAGAGUUAUUGCUCAACCUCAUCGAGUACUUGUGCCGUAACUAUGGUACUGACACGGAGGUCACUAAGUUGGUUAACAGUACCCGCAUUCACAUCAUGCCUUCUAUGAACCCGGAUGGCUAUGAAAUUGGCACUGAAGGUGAUGUAAAGGGCUACAAGGGACGCAACAACAGCAACAAUUUUGACCUGAACCGCAACUUUCCAGACCAGUUUGCCACCAUCACAGAUCCCAGACAACCAGAGACCAUAGCUGUGAUGAACUGGCUGAAGAGUAUUCCCUUUGUCCUGUCAGCUAACCUACACGGAGGUUCCUUGGUUGUCAACUACCCCUAUGAUGAUGACAAAAAAGGGAUAAGUCAGUACAGUCAGUCACCUGAUGACCAAGUCUUUCAGCGGGUGUCUAGAGCCUACUCACAGGAGAACCCUCUGAUGCACAAUGGACACCCUUGUGAGGACCUGUACCCUGGUGAAUAUUUUGAGGAUGGCAUCACCAAUGGUGCCCAAUGGUACAAUGUUCGUGGCAGUAUGCAGGACUGGAACUACGUGAACACCAACUGUUUUGAAGUGACCAUCGAACUAGGUUGUGUGAAGUACCCAAUGGCAAAGGAACUGCCAAAAUAUUGGGAACAAAACCGACGUGCCUUGCUUCAGUUUAUACAGCAGGUCCACACUGGAGUGAAGGGCACUGUCUCCGACAGUAGGGAUGGUACAGGGAUUCCCAAUGUCACUAUUAGUGUGGACGAGAUAGACCAUAACAUCACCACGGCUCAUACUGGAGACUACUGGAGACUGCUGAACCCUGGCACUUACUCUGUAACUGCCUCUGCUCAUGGAUAUAAAUCUGUGAAGACGUACGCCACUGUCCCAAAAGAUGGUGUUGAGGUGGUGGACUUCAGACUGACACGUGUACACUCAGACUCUAACGGACAGCCUCUGAAGGGACCCCAACCCACACAGAACCCAUCUGAGAGGGAGCUCCAGAGCUUAAUCAAGGACCUGUCUCUAGGCCAGGGUUUAGAGCAGUUGGUCAGUAGCACAGACACAGAGAACAACUUUCGCUACCGAGGCUACAAAGAGCUGGCAGGCGUUCUGAGAGGCCUCACACUUAACUUUCCCAAAAUUACAUCUUUACGCAGUUUGGGCCAGAGCGUAGAGUUUCGAACCAUUUGGGCUUUGGAAAUCUCCAACAAACCAGGGGAAGCUGAACUGUCUGAGCCCAAGAUCCGCUUUGUAGCAGGGAUCCAUGGCAAUGCCCCAGUGGGCACAGAGCUGCUGCUGGAGUUUGCUGCCUUCCUGUGUAUCAACUAUGGCAAAAAUCCAGCCAUCACCAAGUUGAUCAAUGAGACCCGGAUUGUCAUCGUGCCCUCUGUCAACCCAGAUGGACGAGAACUAGCUGUUGAGAAGGAGUGCACCUCCACCCAGGGCUUGAGCAAUGCUCACGGCAAGGAUCUGGACACAGAUUUCUUUGGCAAUGCAUCUCAGCGUGUAGUGGAGUCCCAACCAGAGACCAGAGCAAUGAUGGACUUGAUUUUAGAAAAGAGCUACACUCUGUCUGUAGCCCUCGAUGGAGGCUCACUUGUUGCUACCUACCCUUAUGACAAGCCCGUCCAGUCUGUUGAAAAUGAGGGCACAUUGAAGUACUUGGCAAGUGUUUAUGCCAACAACCACCCCAAGAUGCACCUCGGGGACGCUGGCUGUUCAAACAACGGGCAGAUGAGCAACAUCCCAGAUGGAGUUAUGAGGGCAGCAGAGAGACAAAGUCACAUGGGGAGCAUGAAGGACUUCAGUAUGGACUUUGGACACUGUCCAGAAAUCACAGUGUAUACUGGCUGCUGUUUUUUCCCUCCUGCUGAGCAGCUGGCCACUCUCUGGGCUGAGAACAAAAAGGCUCUCCUCAGCAUGUUGGUGGAGGUCCACAAAGGGGUGCGUGGUGUAGUGAGGGACAAGAGUGGAAAGCCUAUUGUUGGGGCAAUCAUUGUAUUGAAUGGGGGAGUGAGAGUCUUUACUACAGAGGGGGGCUACUUCCAUGCACUGCUGGCUCCUGGCAACCACAACAUUGAAGCUGUCGCUGAUGGCUACCAACAACAACGUCAAGAGGUGGUGGUAUCUUCCUAUGAAGCUGCUAACUCCAUCAUCAUUGUGUUUGACAUGGACAACAGUAUCUUUGGCUUGCCCAGAGAGUUUGUGGUGGCCAGUGCAGCGGCCUCCAUGACCGCAUUAGUGGUGACGGCGUGCAUCAUCUGGUGUGUGUGCGCGGCCAAGUCUAAUCGUCAGAAAGAUGGCUUCCACCGUUUGCGGCAACACCGUGAUGAUUAUGAGGAUGAGAUCCGGCUCACCUCUAUGGGCUCCAAGAAAUCGCUGCUUGCCCACGAGUUUCAGGACGAGAGUGAAAGUGAUGAGGAGACACUGUAUGCCAACAAAAUCUGAGAAGUGUUGCACUAAUUCAGCUGUUGGCUCAUUGUUUUGUUUUGAUCUCCCCCUUUAAUUUAAUACCUGGCCAACAGGGAACACCAGGCUCUCUCCUUAUGACUGAAAUAUAAGAGUGAUAAAGACACUUGGUUCUGUUUCACCAACAAGUCCUGAGGGCUCACUCCCAGUCACUCAGUUAUCAGUGGUAGUAAAUGAAUACGUAAAGAGCAUCCUCCUUUUUAUUAUUUGCUCCAUGUCUACCUGACUGGCUCAGGAGGAAAAAGACGAGGAAAAAAAAAGAGCAAGUGAGGAAUAAAAGUUUGCUCCACUGUGGGACUCAUCCGUCCAGGUUUCGAGUGCCACAGCUUUUUCCAUUUCCGAGCCAUGCAAGAGUGCUAUUUUAGACCACUACCUGUCCUGCCUGGCUGAGGGGGUUCCAGCCGAUAAGUCCAAAUAAACUCUUAUUUAGUGGAUGUGUAAUGAACUGUGGAUUGAAGUGCUCAUUCUCACACAGUCUCCCCACUGAUGUCAUGCGUUUCUUUCAACACUGAUUUGAGUUAGGGAAUUAGAAAUUAUACAUUUCUUUUGUUUAAGACAGCAUUGCCACAUUCAAGUGUCCAAGCCUUUGACUCAAUUCAAUACUGUGCCUUGGCUUCUGAAAAGAUUACAGUCUGCUCAGGCUGUAGCAUGUGACAAAAAGCAACAUAGUGAAUAGAUCACACAUGGUCCAUGUUGGAAUUUAAUCCAUCCUUUACUCAGGUGGUAGAAAAAGAGGGUGAUUAUGAUGAAUGGGCUGCUGAGUUCCAGUGUUGCACUGUUUCUGCACAGGUGACUCUGGGUUGGCCGACCUGGGUUCAGCAGUUUUCUAUUUUUCUGUGAGUAAAUCAUGAGAGGAAAAAGCUUCUCAAAAGCUUUGAAGCAUCAGGGAGACUCUGUUACCAAUGAAAUGCUUGAAUGAAAACAUUUCCAGUUAAGUGGAGUGUGCUCUAAUGUGUACAUGGAGGUCACUGGAAGGCAAGGAUUAUCCCAUAUCAUUGGCCAGGAAAAAAGUAGGAAUCUAAAGAUGUAUUCAUAGAAAGAAAGAAUGUAUUUGUUUUUCCCUUUUUUGUUUUUAAAUAUAGCUUUGUUGUGGGGCGAUUUCAAACUGCCUGUACAUGGAGAGUUAUUGACUUUCAUGCAUGUCACAUUGAGUCUCUGCCCUGUUUUUUUGUGCAUUAUCACCAUGUCUAUAAUUUCUCACAUGGUAUAUCUGUUUUCAGUUUUAGAUGUUUGUGUUUAGUCUCUCACCGCACAAUACUUUGGAGUGCAAAAGUCAUACCAGGUUUGUCCGUCCAUUAAUGAUCACUGUCUAUGAGUCAAUGCCACAGCCACCCCUUGAUUUAAGGGUCCAGUGCAAAUAAAUUUAUAUUUCCCUAGCAGGAAUUAACCAUUUCUCAUUAGUCAUUGCAUGACAGAAUCUGAGUAGAGUAUGUUGGUGUGCAGAAAUGCAAGUAAAGUGGAGAGUUAUUGGAAGAAGCAAAAAGCGAGAUGCGUUGUUAAUCCUGUGCUUAAAUGUCCAACAUGGUGUAGAAUUUAACUUUAGGCAUCUUCCAGUAAAUCAAAUGAACUGCCAAGAACCAAAAUCUGGCUUUUCUUAAUAUCAUAAAUCCAUGUGUAACUACUCCUAACUUAAUUAAAAAUUCAUGCACUGGAUCAUUAAAAUCAUGUCUUAAAUCGGGAAUGCUAUGCAUGUUUUUCAUCACACACACAUAUACACACUUGUUCACUAAAGAGUUUGCCUUGAUUUCCAGGUACUUUGCAGCUGACAUCAGUAAAUGUAAAAACCUGAGAGACAGUUUUGUAUAUUACUUUUCUUUCUUAUACCGUAUCUGUGAAUGCGUGUGUAUGAAUUGAGCGAGAGUUGAGCGUGUGUCAGGGUCAUGCUGUGUCGGUGAGAAGAUUUUAUAUAAACUGGGAUCGGUUGUAAAUAAUGUUUACCAAUUGUAAAUGGGGAAAAUAAUAAAAAAAGUGCAAUUCAUGUUAACCAUGAAUACACACAAAAACUCAAAACGAUGAAAUAAAACAUCUCACAACUUC
Messenger RNA from Larimichthys crocea (large yellow croaker), 6324 nucleotides. RefSeq names its product carboxypeptidase D, a (gene cpda). Gene Ontology annotation, molecular function: metallocarboxypeptidase activity; zinc ion binding. Bases 163 to 4266 code for a protein of 1367 amino acids. The record is from RefSeq and is a predicted model, not a curated record. The transcript has 21 exons. Gene Ontology annotation, biological process: peptide metabolic process; protein processing. Lineage: Eukaryota; Metazoa; Chordata; Actinopteri; Sciaenidae.